GGAAUUAUUAACGUCGAGUGGGGGCCGAGCGGACGAGGUGGCAAGGUCAGAUGGCCCGACUCUCUCAGGCACAGGCCAGGGAUCAGAAGGAGGGGAAAGGUUCCUUUUGCUCUCUUCUCCUCUCUCGCACUUGUACUUUUGACACUCCGCCGUAACUGAGUGUGUUUAGCUGAGCAAGUCAGUUACUUCGCUGCACGGAAAUGGACGGAAUUUGCUUAUUCCUGGCACGUAGCGGCAAGCGCAAUUAAAAUUCAGCGCUUGGGAAGUCUCGAUUGCCAAUUUGGACGCCGGCUGAGAUCAGGAUGCCAACAAGUGAAGACGCGCCGCUACCCUCACAACACUACUUAAGCGACAUGGAAAUUUUAAGUGCGCCCAGUCCAACAAAACUCAGCGAAGGAGGACACAUGAGAAGACGUUACAAGACCCACAGACUCUCCAAAAAAAGAAGUGUGCACGAUUACUCCAAAUAUACAGACGAUGGGGCAGAGAGCACGACCGACACUCCCCAGUGGUCCUCGCUCCAAAACAACAGUCUCACUAAACAGCGGACCGACACUCCCCAGUGGUCCUCGCUCCAAAACAACAGUCUCACUAAACAGCGCUCCGUGUCCUUGACGACGCUCAACAACUCGCUUGGUCAGUUAACAGCGGCGAGCAGCUCGGCCCUGUUACAGCCUCGAAUGGCUCAGCUUGAGACGUUGGAGGCGAAGAUGGCGAGUAUAGAGGUUUCUUUGAGCUCCACGUGCCUAUCCCCGACAGCCACAGGGGUGCGGAGGACUAAACGAAUGGCACCGUCACCAACCCCGCGCAGUGCUCCGUCUCCCGUUUCAACGUUGAGCGUGCGGUCCACGCCAGCGCAGCCAACUAGAAUUGAGAUUAUUUCGUCACCGAUCAGCGAAAGUGAUUCUCCCCGAAAUGUAAUAAGUGACAAGGAAAAUGUGAUUCAAAGCUUGAAAAGUAAGCUUAAUUCGAGCAGUAUCUGCAGUCCUAGCAAGGGAAUAAACUUAAGAAUUGAGGGCAAAUGUGUUACUCCUGUUAGUCCUACUGAGAGGAAAGUUUUGGAAAACAGGGUAGCAAAGUUAAAACAAGAGAUUGAGAGCAAAAGGACUGCGGUGAAAAACCUCAAAUCAACACUCGACCAGCUUGAUAUUACAGAUAACAUUGACGUGAGGAUUCGUCAAGCUGAGGUGGAGUUCCAGUUGGGCAGGGAGGAACUUGCUUUGCUGUCACUGACAGAAGAGCUGAGAAACCUGACGACCAGACUAGAUAUUGGAACUCUUAUUCACUCGCAACCUGCCGUUUCACCGCCGCAAACCACACACCACAUGACAUUAUUCGGAAUUGUGUCAGCUGCGAUCCCCAACCCGUUGAGUAUGCACGCGGUCCUGCUACCAAUCUCGCUGCUUUACGACCCAUGCAAUCCAGUAUUCGGAAUAUCAGACCGACUGAUCCCGCCAGGAGUUGCAUCCGUGGAAUGGGCCAAGGACGAGGAAUGUGGGUUGAAGCCCAAUGACAGGAUAAUUGAGGCUAAUGGCCAGCUCCUGUCAAGGAUGAAGCAGGACUCGCUGAAGAAUUUGCUGAACUCCACCAACCUCACGCAGCUACGGUUGGUGGUUAUUCGUUCGUACCCAAUCUCGCACAAACAGCAAGAGGAGCACUCGUUCGAGAGCGCCGAGUACCUGGAGAAGACAAAGAAGGCGGGCAGCGACAGGUCAAAACUGCUGGAGUUGGAGAACUUGAAAGCAGAAAAUCUUCGCCUCUCGCACCGAAUCUUCUACCUGGAAGAGCAGGUUGCCGACCUGAUCUCGUCCGACGAGCAGGUCAAAACGCCGUCGGUCCAGCAGCAGCAGCAGCCAGUCUACCGGGCCAAAGGCGAGGUGCACGUGUUCCAGAAAGGCUCGCACACCGCGAUCGUGUCGCACGCCAAGCAGGACAAGACAGGCCCGCGGAGCCGGUGGCAGGAGGAGUCCGAGUACAGCGACAGUAGGAGCACCCGCUCGCUGGACGUCAACAAAUACAAGCCGGCGCCACCGAAGAAGCCGCAGAGGUUGAGUCUGCUGCGGGCCACCAGCCUGCAGCAGGGCAUCGACACGUCGGAGGUGGUUGCGCCGAGGAAACCGUCCAAGCGGCCUCACAAAAACGUGGUGGCCAUCCGUCCAGACCCGCAGCCCCACUGGACCAAGCAGGAGCACGUCCUGCCCGCGUCGGCCCAGUACCACAACCAACACGUCCCCGAGAUCGACGCCAGGGAGAACUGGUGUUGACAUCAGCGAAUUUGCCGACUUCUUGCCACUAUGAAGUCUAAUACUGUUAAACUUGAAUUGAUUUGCUAUUGAAAGAGAUUAUAGAAAUGUAUAUUAAAUAAAAAGAAAACAAUUGCUUGCUUUA
This is a messenger RNA of Cloeon dipterum, 2388 nucleotides long. RefSeq names its product PDZ domain-containing protein sprite (gene sprt). Bases 303 to 2264 code for a protein of 653 amino acids. The transcript has 9 exons. The record is from RefSeq and is a predicted model, not a curated record. NCBI's taxonomy places the organism in Eukaryota, Metazoa, Arthropoda, Insecta, Ephemeroptera, Baetidae. Gene Ontology annotation, molecular function: protein binding.